GUCAUAUGUCAAACGUCAAAAAAGAUGAGAAAUUCUAUGGUCCAUGUCAAAUCGUCUUCUGUUGACGUGUAAAUUUGUAGUUUUAAAUAUUUAUUCUGGAUUAUUCUUGUUAAUUGAAAAUGGGAUCCUUUAAAAGGGAUAAAAAAGAAGAGGAAGAUGGUGGCGGAAAUCCUUUCCAAAAUGUUGAAAAGACUACAGUAUUACAAGAAGCGAGAGCUUUUAAUGAUACCACCUUAAAUCAUCGAAAAUGUACCCAUAUCCUUACAAAAUUACUUUAUUUGUUGAAUCAGGGCGAACAACUCGGUACAAAAGAAGCUACCGAUGUUUUUUUUGCUAUGACAAAACUUUUUCAAUCAAAAGAUGUAAUUCUCAGACGCUUAGUUUACCUAGGUAUUAAAGAGCUCAGUUCGAUUGCUGAUGAUGUUAUUAUAGUUACUUCAAGUUUAACAAAAGAUAUGACAGGAAAGGAAGAUCUGUAUAGGGCUGCAGCUAUAAGAGCUCUUUGCAGUAUAACAGAUGGUGCAAUGCUUCAAGCCAUAGAAAGAUAUAUGAAACAAGCUAUUGUUGAUAGAAAUUCGGCAGUAAGUUCUGCUGCCUUAGUCAGUUCUUUACAUUUAACUAAAUUAGCUCCAGAAGUGGUGAAAAGAUGGGUAAAUGAAGCCCAAGAAGCUGUUAACAGUGAUAAUAUUAUGGUUCAGUAUCAUGCACUUGGAUUGUUGUAUCAUAUAAGAAAGUCAGAUCGUUUGGCUGUCACUAAAUUGGUGGCAAAGCUGACCCGUAUGAGUUUAAAAUCUCCCUAUGCGGUUUGUAUGUUGAUUCGUAUUACCGCAAAGCUCAUAGAGGAAGAGGAUUCUGGUAGUGACUCUCCUCUCUUUGAAUUUUUAGAGUCCUGUUUAAGGCAUAAAUCAGAAAUGGUAGUUUAUGAAGCCGCUCAUGCUAUAGUUAAUUUGAAACGUACAACAAGUAGGGAACUAGCCCCUGCUAUCACUGUACUUCAAAUCAACUGUGGUUCGCCUAAACCUACAGUUAGAUUUGCUGCUGUACGUACAUUGAAUCAAGUGGCCAUAACUCAUCCAGCUGCAGUAACUGCUUGCAAUAUGGAUUUGGAAAAUCUGAUCACUGAUUCUAAUAGGUCCAUUGCUACACUUGCGAUAACUACACUUCUCAAAACAGGAGCUGAAUCUUCUGUUGAAAGACUUAUGAAACAAAUAGCUACUUUUGUCUCCGAAAUAAGUGACGAAUUCAAAGUUGUUGUUGUGCAAGCCAUCAGAGCAUUAGCAUUGAAAUUUCCUAGAAAGCAUAGCUCUUUGAUGAACUUCUUAUCUGCAAUGUUGAGAGAUGAAGGAGGCCUCGAAUAUAAGGCAUCAAUUGCUGAUACUAUAAUUACUAUCAUUGAAGACAACCCUGAUGCUAAAGAAACAGGGCUUGCACAUCUUUGUGAGUUCAUUGAAGAUUGUGAGCACACUUCAUUAGCUGUGAGGAUUCUGCAUUUGUUAGGAAAAGAAGGCCCCAAAACCAAACAACCUUCAAGGUAUAUUCGUUUCAUCUACAAUCGUGUCAUUUUGGAAAAUCCAACAGUGAGAGCAGCUGCAGUUUCAGCAAUGGCUCAGUUUGGUGCCACUUGUCCUGAUUUAUUAGAAAAUAUUCAGGUUCUAUUAGCUCGGUGUCAAAUGGACUCUGAUGAUGAGGUUAGAGAUAGAGCUACUUACUAUAGCCACAUUUUGAGGCAACAAGAUAAGAGUCUUUAUAACAAUUAUGUACUGGAUACACUUCAGGUAUCAGUCCCAUCUCUAGAAAGAUGCCUUAAAGAAUACAUCCAAGGAAAUAAUGAAGAACCAUUCGACAUCAAAACAGUACCGAUUGCUUCAAUACCUGCUCAAGAAGAAAAAGAAACCAAACAGAAAACAGACGGUAUGCUUCAUACUACAGGGCCAAUCAAACCAGCCCCUGUAUCGCGAGAAGAAAACUACACAGAAAAAUUGUCAGCCAUACCAGGAAUUCAAGCAAUCGGUCCUCUUUUCAAAAGUUCAGAAGUGGUCGAACUUACGGAAUCUGAAACUGAGUAUUAUGUCAGAUGUAUCAAGCAUUGCUUUAUGCACCAUAUGGUGCUGCAGUUUGAUUGUCUGAAUACACUGAGCGAUCAACUUUUGGAGAACGUGAAGGUACAAUUGGAUCCCAGCGAGGGAUAUGAGAUUGUCGGUGAAAUAGCUUGCCCUAGGCUGCCAUAUAACGAAACUGGAACAUGUUAUGUGGUGCUCAAAUUUCCAGAAAAUGAUUUGCCAAAUUCCAUUGGAACAUUUGGUGCCGUUUUGAAAUUCAUUGUGAAAGAUUGUGACCCUACCACAGGUCUCCCAGACAGUGACGGAGGCUAUGAUGAAGAAUAUAUGUUGGAAGAUCUUGAAAUUACACUUGGAGAUCAAAUACAAAGGGUGAACAAGGUGAGCUGGAAUACAGCAUGGGAAGAAGCUGAUCAAAGCUUUGUUGAAAUGGAAGAUACUUAUUCCCUCAGUUCCAUGAAUACUUUAGAUGAAGCGGUAAAGAAUAUUAUUCAGUUUCUUGGGUUACAACCAGCGGAAAGAACAGAUAAAGUACCAGAAGGAAAAACCACUCACACUUUGCUGCUGGCAGGAGUAUUCAGAGGUGGUUAUGAUAUACUUGUAAAAGCCAAAUUAGCUUUGGCAGAUGGAGUUAACAUGCAACUCAAGGUGAAAUCCACACAAGAAGAUGUAGCUGACCUCAUUAUUUCAGCUGUUGGUUAAUUACAUUUUACUAUUGUUAGGUAUUAGUAUAAUAUCGAAAAUUUUAUUAUAAAUAUUCUAUGUUCAACUGUAUAUCCAAAAUAAAGUGAUAACAAUUU
Molecule: messenger RNA, 2857 nt
Organism: Coccinella septempunctata (seven-spotted ladybird)
Lineage: Eukaryota; Metazoa; Arthropoda; Insecta; Coleoptera; Coccinellidae
Gene: gammaCOP
Product: coatomer subunit gamma
Exons: 10
Coding region: 120-2759 (879 amino acids)
Biological process (GO): organelle transport along microtubule; intra-Golgi vesicle-mediated transport; protein secretion
Cellular component (GO): Golgi membrane; endoplasmic reticulum-Golgi intermediate compartment; endoplasmic reticulum
Molecular function (GO): structural molecule activity
Source: RefSeq, a predicted model, not a curated record